AUGGGGAAGAGUGGAGAGCCAGCUUUGCCCUCGGAGACAGGACAUAUAACUUUGGACCCUAAGACAGUUCACCCCUGUCUGGUCUUGUCUGAGGACCUGAGAAGUGUGAGGUUCAGAGCCGCCCAGCAGGCCACACCCGCCAACCCCAGGAAGUUUGACUUCAGUGCCACGGUGUUGGGAGUGGAGGGCUUUACCUCAGGGUGGCACUACUGGGAGGUGGAGGUGGGGAAGGCAGACACAUGGCAGCUGGGCAUCUGCAUCAACGCACACACAAGGGCAGACAGGCCUGACGCGUCUGAGUGUAAAAUUCUGCUCACAAGGUCCAUAAUGGGGAACCAUUGCACCUUCUGGGUCGCGCCCCCUUUGAAAAGAGUCUCUCUGCGAGAGCACAUGGGCAUAGUCGGGGUCUUCCUCUACUAUGAAUACGGGCAUCUGUCAUUCUACGAUGUCACAGAGGGACACCUCAUUUAUAGUUUCUCAAAUCUUGUCUUCCGGGGCACGGUCAGGCCUGUCUUUUCUCUUUGUGUUCCAAACGGAUGCUCCACCUCCGACUCGCUCAGAAUCUGCCCCCCGCCUGUCUCAGCAGAUGCUGUGCCCGUCACCCAGCCACUUUUCCUGAUGUGA
Messenger RNA from Sorex fumeus (smoky shrew), 624 nucleotides. RefSeq names its product tripartite motif family like 2 (gene TRIML2). Gene Ontology annotation, molecular function: protein binding. The record is from RefSeq and is a predicted model, not a curated record. Bases 1 to 624 code for a protein of 207 amino acids. Lineage: Eukaryota; Metazoa; Chordata; Mammalia; Eulipotyphla; Soricidae. The transcript has 2 exons.